AUGCCAUGCAGUAGCACGGAUGAUGGAGCGUGGGGUGGCACUCUCACAACUAGCCCACUAGCGAGGGAAACGGACGCGAGUACUGCGAUGGUGGCAGGACGCACUGAGGGCAGCCGCAGACCUCAACAGCGGCAGCAUUGGGAAGGCGAUGGGCCGAAAGCGGCUACCUGGAGGCUUAGGUGCAGCAGUUUACCAGGACAUGUAACCGACAAUAGUUGCAGGGACCCGCUUACUUCUUCGGCAGUUGCGCUGGAUGGGACUCGGGGAUUUGUUGCGGGCGUAGCUCGCAAUACUAAUUCCUCUGUCGUUCCCCUAAAUCCAUUCCGUCCGCUCAUGCCGAUGCAAGUUGCAUCAGCAACUAUUGCUGCCCGCGAGGUAGCGCAAGAUGAGAGGAGUGAUAGAAGGGGAAGCGAUGGAGAAAGCGAUCUUGACUUCUUCACUCCCCUGUCCUCCCCACUCAGAGAGUUCACCACGCCGCCCUUACCGGUUGCUGGCGUGAUGCAGACUGACUCUUCCGAUGAGCAGCAACAGCACUUGACGCAGCAGCGUUCCUUCACGAAGUUUGGGAAAAGCGGUGUCACUGCCACUUCGUUGUUACCGGGCACCAGCGUCGAUGACCCACAACACCAGAGCACGAGCACAAGCAGCCUACCCACAACGAAGGGAUGCGGGCUGCUUUUGGGACGCUUUCCCUUGAGACGGCGCCACAUGUCUGCUGAUUGUGGAAGCUCCUUUAUGCAGCAGACGAAGCAUCACCAUUCACACAUACCGGUGUUGGAGCCAGAGGCGGCUGCUGCCGCUGGCUUGCAUCUGCUUGCGAAGACUGUAGCGUCAGCCGCGGCGAAAGACAAGGUCGCACUGACUAGCCGAAUAGCAAGGCCCCCCGUGCCGAGCCGGUGUAUCCGUAGACCUAUCGUACAUGAUGGGCAGAAGCGGAUGCCUCUCUGGGUGCAGCAGCACCAGCCGCAGAAUGUGGCCCAGCCUUCGCAGCAGCAUCGGUCGCAGCAGGGAUUGCAGCGAGAGGCUGCAGAUGAAGAGCUUAGAAUGCCGCUGGUGCCCCCACCGGCACCGCUAUCUCCUUUGCUUGCACGCGCUCGUGUAGCACCUCCUACCAUGGGGUGUGUGCCGGCUUACUCUGAAGACGCUGCCUCCACAGCACCAACAGCAGUAGCUCCUGAUGCUUCUGUUACCACCGGGUCGAGAGAAGCGGCAACGGGAUGUUUGCAGCCGCUUUCUGUUACACGCUCUGUGCCUGCAGUGCGCGAAGAGACACAGCUGCUGAACGAACCACCGUCGAACAGCCUUUUAACAAGCUGCCGGCAACAGGAUCAGCAAGAAGCCCCAAAACAGCAACAGUAUGCAUGCCAAGAGCAAGACCAACAGCAGGAACAAGAAUGCGACAAGGAUGAAUCUGUGCAAUGUGCCAAACGGCGUCGAUUCUCGGUGGAAAGAAAUGCUUCAACUUGCUCAUUGCCUUAUGGGCAGGCCGCUAUUGCUAUUCCCCCCGUUUCUACAACCAGCGCUACAGAAAGUAGUGACAGUAGUGGGUCCCAGCUGUAUCGCAAUCAAGAGCGUGUGGAACAGGCAACCACGUUGGAUGAGCUACAUUUUAGCAGUCACAGAAAACGAAAAAGAGGAGAGUGCAGCACGCGGCAGCUGCUCAUGCUGCAGCCGCAUGCAACAGCAGCGGAUGCGGCUCUUCUAGAUGUAUUGGGCACGGCUCUGACUGCAGAAGAGACGCGCGAAUUGCGCAUGCAACAGCAAAAGGAAGCGGAGGAAGCAGCAGCGGCUGCUGCUGCAGCAGCAGAGGUGGCAGCAAGGGAAAGGACAGCAGCAGCCGCUGCUGCAGAGGCAUCAGCGGCGCGUGCAGUGGAAGUAGCAGCAGCUGAAGAAGCAACAAGCCAUGCAAAGGUACAGUUGAAGGCUGCGCAGGGUACUGCAGUUGCCAACACUCCUGUUACCAUACCUACUUCAGCAGGGGACCCCCAACAAAGUACCCUGCUGGUGUCCGGGAGUACAGCAGCCGUUGCUCCACGUCCUGCAGCGGCGUGCACGCCACUGUUUGGAUCAGCAAAGCCAACGGAGCCUCAGCCGCUGCAACAGCAACAACAACAACCACAGAGACAGCAGCUGCAGCAGCAGCCGCCACAGUCACAGCAGCUACAGCAACGGACGCCACAUUCACAGCAGGUACAACAGCAGGCGCCACAGUCGCAGCAGCUACAACAGCAGGCGCCACAGUCGCAGCAGCUACAACAGCAAGCCCCACAGUCGCAGCAGCUGCAGGCACUGCAGCCGCAGCAGCUUCAAGGGACUCCAGCCAGUAUUCCUACCAGUGGGGAUUUGAGUGCGUCGCAUGCACGACCCAAACUUCGCAUCCGUAGAGCGAAUGGGCCUCUUGCAGGAGCAGCAGCGGGAGCGCCGGCAGCUGGUCCCGGUGCCUCGACAGCCGCACAAGCAUCUUUGGGCAUUUCGCAGCAGCAGCAGCAGGUGCAGCAGCAAUUUGGUGCACGCAAUCCAGUUGCCCAGCAGCAGUCCCCCCAUCAGCAGCAAAUGGAUGUCCAGGGACCAGUGUUUCAAGUACCGCAGGCCCAACUGCACCAGCAGCGCAUUCAGCAGGCACAGUUGCAGCCGCAGCUGCAGCAGCCAGCCAGUGGCAACCUCGGACUUGGAUUAGCGGAGUUUGGCCCUACGAAGCUCACUGAAGUUGCUGAUGGAGGCAGCAAUCCUUUUGCGUUUGUCGCAGGGAGAGGCCGAGGACGAGGUGGCCGGAGGGGUGGCGUACGGCGCCGUUGA
Eimeria tenella is the source of this 2796-nucleotide messenger RNA. RefSeq lists its product as uncharacterized. The coding region runs from base 1 to 2796 and encodes 931 amino acids. The transcript has 2 exons. The record is from RefSeq and is a predicted model, not a curated record. Lineage: Eukaryota; Apicomplexa; Conoidasida; Eucoccidiorida; Eimeriidae.